Molecule: messenger RNA, 6779 nt
Organism: Lepisosteus oculatus (spotted gar)
Lineage: Eukaryota; Metazoa; Chordata; Actinopteri; Semionotiformes; Lepisosteidae
Gene: elk4
Product: ETS transcription factor ELK4
Biological process (GO): regulation of transcription by RNA polymerase II; cell differentiation
Cellular component (GO): nucleus
Molecular function (GO): sequence-specific DNA binding; DNA-binding transcription factor activity, RNA polymerase II-specific
Source: RefSeq, a predicted model, not a curated record
CUUAAAAUGGCAACCUGUAGCUGGCUGUGGUGUCUACAUUCGCACACACAAAGCCACAAUGUCAUUGUAGCUUAAUCGGUAACACUUCUCUUGAUUCAUUAAGAACGGGAUAAAUACUCUUUAAGAGGCAUGGGGCGGGUGGAAAUGUACUGUAGAUGCACAGCGUUCAAGUCAACAAGUCAGAACUGUUGUUUGAUUGAAUGACAUUGCUUGACAGCUCGUGAAUUAUAUCUAAAUCCGAUUUUAAUUAUAUCAAAACAACAUGGAAGGGGUCAAACAUCAAAACAACACAGUACAAAACGAGUUAAUGCGUAAAACAUAUCAGUGAGUAAAUAUUAAUACGCCCACAUUUAGGACCCGGAGGAAAAAUGGCGCUGUCGGCAUCUUUCGAGGCGGAAAUGAAACCUUUGGAAAAUUAAGUGAACAAAAAUAUAAACCAGGAAGAUUGUAAUAUUGAAGUGCAGAGGAAGAGGAGGGAAAGCCAGUGCCGCGAUUUUCCCACUGGUGUCAGCGUGGCUUCAUGUCAGAUAAAUGUGUGGAUUUUUACUCAAACGGCAUCCCAGCUGGCCGUAGGACUCCGGCUACUCUUAAUGAAGAGAUGCUCUCCUUGUUUCGCGAGGUCUGUCCGUAGCAUCGCUUUCGGAUUAAAGUCCUGCUGUUGAGAAGCGAUGGACAGCGCGGUGACCCUGUGGCAGUUCCUGCUGCAGCUGCUCCUGGACCCCAGCAACGAGCACCUGAUCUGCUGGACCUCCAGGGACGGGGAGUUUAAGCUGCUGCAGGCCGAGGAGGUGGCCCGGCUGUGGGGCGUCCGCAAGAACAAGCCCAGCAUGAACUACGACAAGCUGAGCCGCGCGCUGCGCUACUACUACGACAAGAACAUUAUUAAGAAGGUGAACGGGCAGAAGUUUGUGUACCGCUUUGUGUCCUACCCAGACAUUCUGAGUGGGGAUGUCAGUUCGACGGGCAGGGCAGAGGGCGCAGUCGAGGGGGGCAGUGCAGGCUCCCUGCCGCCCUUAGAGAAGAGUGCUGUCCCCAGAGACAAGGAGAACCGGGCCGCAGGGGAGAAGACCCAAAGCUCUAACAAGCCAUCCAGCCGCAACGACUACAUCCACUCCGGCCUCUACACUUCGUUCACGUUGACUUCCCUGCAGGCUGGCACCCAGCUCUUCAAGUCCAUCAGGGUGGAGGACCCGGGGGAGAAACUGGCCGAGAAGAAGGAGAAGGCCAGCCAGGAGCAGCCGCAGUCUGUCAUCAAGUUUGGGACCACGCCUUCUUGGAAGACUCCAGCAGGGUCCCUGGAUGCCAAUCAACAGGCCACUCCCCCUGGCAAGCCACACCCACUGCAGGCCCUGACCUCUAAAAACAGUGAGGUUAUUAGGGAGGCCCCGCCUCUCCCUCCUCCCCUUCACUCUAGUCCACCUCCUUCUCAUGAGGAGGCCCCACCCACAGUGGCGCACGCCCCCACUGCCUUUGCAGACACGCCCCCAGUCUCUGCCUUCUCUCCCUCUCUCCCCUCCCGUUCCCCCUCCCCUGCCAAUGCUCCUGACUCCAUCCAGGACCUGGUGAUUGACAGUGACAUCGAGUCCAUCUCCUCACAGCCCUCUGAAGUGCCACUGCAGGUGCAGCCAGCUCCUUCGUCCCAGGAGGCCAGCGGCCCGGAGUGGGAGGCGGAAAGGUCCCCGGGUCUCAGCAGCAGCGGGGGCAGCAGUCACAGCGGCAAGGCCAAGAAACCCAAGGGCCUGGAGCUGACGCCCAUUCUCGUGGUGACCAGCAGCGACUUCAGUCCUGCGAGCCUGGCCAGCCCCUCGCUGCCCACCGCCUCCCUCACCCCCGCCUUCCUGCAGACCCCCACCCUGUUACUGACUCCCAGCCCUCUGCUCUCGAACAUCCACUUCUGGAGCACGCUCAGCCCGGUGGCGCCACUCAGCCCCGCCAGGAGACAGGGGGCGCACACCCUGUUCCAGUUCCCCUCUGUACUCAACACACACAUGCAGCUGCCUGUGUCCAACAUGGACGGCUCUGGGACGCCAGGACCUCUGUCCCCUGAUCCUCAGAAGACGUAGAGGAGAAAUCUAGACCCUCAGGUGGACUCGGAUGCGAACCUGUGGCCAUUUUUAUUGUAUUGCUGACAAUCAUCUGCCUGCUGGCCAAACCUGGCCUUCACACAAGGGGGUUAGGGGGCAGGGGAGGGGGAGGGGAUGGGUCACAGGCACUGGCUUCAGUGAUGCUUUCCUUUUGGCUGCAGCUGUCUGGGAAAGAGGAAGAAUUUGUUUCUUGCAGAUGAUGGACAUCAGGGGUAGAGUUUGACAGCAACACUCGUGGAGCCCAGAGCCUUCAUGGGCGGCGGUGUUACAUUUUUGGUGCUUAAGUGAAGGUGAGAAAGGCAGAAGACUGUCUGAACUGACAGUAGGAGUCUUCAACCUCUUUCUACCCCAGAGGGCAACCGGUUGGUCGGUCUUUGGAAACAACUUUUUUUUGUUCUGAAUUGCUUUCUUGGUAAAAUCUGUAGGACCCUUACAGAGCUGUGUGACUCGGCCUUAGCAGAAGGCACAGCUGUCGUGAGGAGCUGAGUUUGUUGCCCUUGGAGGCAGGUUGGAGAUUUGCAAUGAAACCCCGCUGCCAUUGAGAAGACCCCUCGUCCGUUUGAAAGGAACAGGCGCUGAGAACAUCGGUGUCGGGUGUUCAAGAGAAAACUGUCCAGGAACCGGAAAUUCUGGGUUUUUAUUUUUCCUUUAGUACAGUUUUCCAGACAGAAAAUGUGCCAUUGUUCUGGUUGUUUCAGUUAAUGUUUUUUUGUCUCCCAUUUUCAUCUUGGAGUUAUGCGGAGGAAUCUGAUGUCUUUCUUUCUGUGUGCAAGGAUGUCGGUUCACCACUUUCCUUAACUUUCCUUCCAAGAUCCCAAGGGAAGUUCAGGUCAAGGUGUGCGUACUUAUUUUUUGGCUUUGAAGUCCUGGUUUUCAGAGAACUCAGUUCAGGAGCUCAAUGGCUAGAAGAGGAGUUCUGUAUUGCCAUAAGGCGAAAAUGCUUACACUAUUCCCAAGAAAAACAUAUUUCUUGACUCGUUUUUGCUUGGCUUGCUUUCUAAAAGGAAAUUAUUUUUUUGGACUCUUUGAAAUCAAGUGCUUUAUUUUAAAGUAGAACUACGGCGUACAUGCUUAGGUGUUAAAAGAAUCAUUUUAAUAGAAAAUGAUAAACAUCUCGUGUAGUCAGAACUGCAAUACAGCUAGUUGUUUGUAACAGCUAUACUGAUGUUUUAUUAUCACUCCAGCCUCACGGAUGACGCAGUGUUAACUCUGACGUUGGCAUAAUUUGUGAUGUCACUAGUGCUGAGCCCAGCAUUGCUAAUGGUGGUGCAAGGAGCCCUGUUUUUAAACCCUUGCUUUUAAGUAAAUGGCUUUCUUGUUAGUCCUAUAUGAGCAAUAAUCAUUGUGAGCCUUAAAUGAUCCUAAUUCCUCUCUGCUCACCACAGCUCUUAUUGAGGGUGUAACUGUUGGCUGAUUAAGACGAAUGGAUCUCCAGUUACCUGUAAAGUGCAAUGGCUCAACGACAUCAACCAGAUUGAGAACACUGGUUUAAAAUUCACUAGAGGCAUCCUGUCAGAAUUACAGCCUUUCCUCUUUAUUUCCCCGCAGUUUAGAGCUGUUCCCCUGUAGAACCUCACAGUUAAUUAUGCUAAGAUUACCCAAUACUGAUGGGUAGAAAUGUAAUUUAGAAAUAUGAACCUGCUCCUGGGCCUUGCUUUUUCCUAAAAGAGCUGAAGUUCUUCACAGACCAUGGGCUCUCUAUACAUGUGCACUGUUUAUCAUGAUGUAGGAUGCAGUUUGGUUUUACGAUGAAGGGCGGGUGUCAUAGCCUGUGAAAUGACAGGUGCAUGAUUACGUUUAUAAAUCAUUUCCAGAAUGCUGGGUUUCGGUAGAUAAAUUGUAUUAAAUUAUUUGAAGAUCCUGACAUGUAAGAAAUGCUAGUUAAUUUUAUUUUGACACUUGUGACUGGAACCCUUCAUGCAAUAGUCUGCAGAGAGGCAAAUAUUUAUCUCAUUCCAAAGCUGUUUGUUGUCAGGUCCUUCCUGGCAAAGGUCAAGCUUUCCAAAAGUAAAACAAUAGAAGCGUGCUGUAUCUAUUGAGCCAGUUUGGUGGCGUGUGGCUAUUGUCUCAACAUGUUGCCCUUAAAAUCAUGAGUAUUUAUGAGCCUAUGUUUCUGCAGAGCAGUGCUUUCUGGCUUGCAUUGGGAAUUCAAGACUGGGCCUGCAGUGACAGAGACGGAGAAGAUGCACUGUUUUUUGGAGAAGAAGCUAUCUUCUCUGUUAUAAAAAAAAAAAAAACAGGAGGUGUUGUGCCGUUAAUUCCACAGAUUCUUUCCAAAAUCUAAACACAUUAAAGAUGUGUUGUAAAAAUCACCCAAUGAGUUUCCUGUGAUGUGCACGGAGAUAGUGAGAGCUGAGUGUUAGCAACAGGAAUGACUGCCCGUGCAGUUUCAGGGGUACCUGUCAGAGUUCAAGGUGAUAAUUGACUGCUAGCAACCGGUUAUGUGUAAAGAUAGGCAGAAGCCACAGAAGCACCAUACAGCGGUAUUGCACAUUGUACAGGUGUUAGAGAAAUGCCUGUAGAAAAAUAGCCCUCCGAGUUAGGUUUUUCAUAAAAACCAAACCUCAGUCUGCUCAUAUUGGAGUGCCCUAAUGCGAAAGUAUUAUUGCCUGUGGCUUCUGUGCCACCUAGUUUAAAGGCCUCCAAACCCCUCGCUGUAAGGUGUUCAAAGAGGUGUCAUCUACUUUUUUUUCCUCUUUCUAAAAUCUGCAUUGCUUUGUGGAAUUUCGUGUUUACUGUAAUGAAAAAAAAAGUAUUUUUCUGGACCUUGCUCUUGUAAUUGACCUCCAAAAUGUCAGAACACGGACUGGACUACAGGGGAAAUUGGGCUUGACUUCUAUCACUGCCGUUGGGGACGAACUGGCUUCCCACAUCAACAGAUUUUUCUGGUGUUUUAGAACCUAGUGUUAAGUAAAAGUGUCGUACUGAGACCUCACCACCCCUGGAACUCCCUGGAAAGAGUGGAGACCAGCUCUGUAGCAGUCCCUGGUUCCAGAUGUGUGUUGCAUCUUGGUGGGUGAUAUGUUAAUUUGGGAUGAAGCCAUUGAACAUGACCGUUUAUAACUUUCAUACCUUGAUGUUUCUGCUGUGGGCUGACCCUUUUUUUUUGCACAUGGUGUGAUUUGCCAAGUUUGUUCCACAGCCUGAUGCCUUGACCAUCAAGGUCAACUUUUUAAAGAACAAAUCCUCCACGAUCCAUGAACACGACUCAGGUGGAUUGCCUAUGUUUCAUUUAUUCAUUUUUGCUCUUGUGCAAAACGUGCUGCACUCUCAAUACCUGAAUGAAAAAUGCUAAUGUGACCAAAAAAAAAUGUGAUCUACAAAAUCUUUAGUUUUUGCCUGAUUUCAGUCUUUUAGCAGUUUUUUUUUUAUCGCCUGUCACGGUUUUGAGAGGACUUUUGUACAAGGUCCUUUGGGGUCACACCUCUGGUGUCCAUGACAGGGUCACCCCCAGCAAUGCUGGCUCCUGCUUUCCCUGCUGGGUGGAAAGGAGCUAUUGGGGUACCUCUUCCGAGGAUCUCACAGCAGUGAGGAUGUGAACCCACAAUGUUCCAGUUCAGAGUGCAGAUCCCCAACAUCUAUCCUGUGGCCCCUAUAUGUGUGGUGUGCAAGGAACCAUCUUUUAACCUAAAAUUGAUAUUUGUGUGCUAAACAAGGCAGAUCUGAUGCAUAGGAACAAGGAAAGUUUUAUUCUAUGCUGAAAAGAGAAGAAAAGAAACAUAACGUUUCGGCUGUGGAGCCUUCUUUUUGUGUUUCCUUUCUUCUCUUUUCAGCAUGGAAUAAACCUUUACUUGUUCCUUUGCAGCCUACGCAUGCUGAAGUGGCUAACCUCCUUGAACUAGAUCUGGUGCAUAGUCUUAUCAAAAUGUUAAAGUUUCUAAAUCGUCUCUGACAAAUAACUCUCCACUGCCUUUCUCAUGAGGAAUGGUUGGAGUGAGCUGUGCUGUCUUUUCGACUCUCCUUUGAACCUUUAGCCUUAUGAACUUUUGUAUCUUAUUGUGUUUUUUUCCCUUUUAGUCUCCGUACAUGUGCAUAGUAAUGUUUAUCAGCACUUAAAAGAUGGGGUUCUUUGUAUAACUAGACAGUACAUUACCACUUUGUACAAUAUUUAUUUUGACUGUUGUUGUACCUGUUUCUUUUAGCUGGCAUUGUUAAUUUCUUUUGUAUUUGAAAAAUUUUAAGUAGUAUUGCUAUCAGAUUAAUUUCCCAUUUGAACAGCAAAAAUGAUCUAUGCACAAAGUACUUUAUGCUGCAAGGUGUUUGACAAAAACUGGACACAACGCUUAGGAUUUUUUUCUAAGAUUGACUUUGUUUAAGUAACUCCUUUGUUUAAGAAGUUUUAAGAAUGAUCAAUUUUAUAAAUUGCAGUUGCUCUUUCUCAAAGUUUCAAGCAGACCAUAAAUAUAUCUUAUUCCAUUUGUUUGAGAUAGAAGAUGAAUGUGAAUGUUAUUAGGUUGGUUAACAAAACCAUCACCGAUUUCUAGGCUAAUGAGAAGGCUUGGUUGGUCCAAUGAUUACACUCAAACGCUUGAUGCUAAGAGGUUUCUGGUUCAAGACGCAUCUGUGCCACAGACUAUCUGUGUACCUCUUUGAGAGAGACUCUGCACAAGCAGUUGCUUUAUUUAUGUCUGUUACUUUGAAUAGGAGGAUCUGCUGGAUUGAUUACCUAUAUGAUUACCACAGGGGAGGAAGGUA